This is a messenger RNA of Symbiodinium pilosum, 191 nucleotides long. NCBI's taxonomy places the organism in Eukaryota, Dinophyceae, Suessiales, Symbiodiniaceae. The record is from the annotation of a GenBank genome assembly.
GAUACUCCGACUUCGAUUCUGUUGUGCAGUUUAGCACGUACUUCAAUCAACACGGUCUCAGUGCUCUUCGGGAGCUUCUCAUACAGGCUACGGCUGCAGUUGCACCGCCCGCGCUGUUUGCAGCUGCAUCAGCCCCUACAGCUUCAAGAGCACCUGCGAUGCUUGGGGAUCUGAUGAGCGCUGAGGUAGAG